This is a messenger RNA of Closterium sp. NIES-67, 2847 nucleotides long. The record is from the annotation of a GenBank genome assembly. Lineage: Eukaryota; Viridiplantae; Streptophyta; Zygnematophyceae; Desmidiales; Closteriaceae.
GAAAUCAAAAUCACGAGCCGCCCCGUCCCUCACCUUGAUUUUGUCACCUAGAUUGCAUAUCAGCCCAGCUUAGCUCCUCUGCUAGCUUCCUAGCACCAAUACACCACAAACCUGUCACCUGUCAAAGGAUCUGCAAAACUUAGCGUCAUAUUUGAGAAUAGAGCUAUCCGCACUAGUGAUAAGCUAAAUCGCGCCUUCGCCACUGUUGCCGUCGAGCCGCUUUACUACAUGGCUAAUCGUCCUGAUGCACAACCAGCUGCUGUGCAAAUUCCAAGGCCCGCUACUGUGACAAAUAGCAGAUGGUGAUGGCGUCUUCUCGCUUUCAUCUGCGUUCCUCCCCAUGGCGUUGCCAGCUCACAUAUUGCCAGUCCUCGCAUGCGCCUUGCUCGCCACUUCUGCAGCAGCCAUAGAAUUCAGCUCCUCCCUAUUCUCUCGGGAAAGCAUCCCAGAUAGAGCGGACACCGGCGCGACAACCUUUGAAAAUCAGGACUACCUUCACCAGUACUCAAAACCCGAAGGUUUUCCGGCGCAUCAUAGCGCAAGGCAUCCUCAACCCUUGGCUUUUCCUUUGACACACAAGUUCCGAUAUGGAGGACACGGAUCGACGCACGGCGGGCUCGUUACCGUUCGAUGGGACGCGCACAUGGCGGCGGUGCAGCGCGACUUGCGGCGCGUUCGACGCGGCAACAGGCGGCUGCAGAGCGAGGGCGACGAGGAGGUGGUGUUCGGGCUCGUCGGGAACGCGGACCCGCAGAUAGCUGGCCUGUACUUCGCGUCGGUGGCGCUGGGCUCGCCCCCGCAGCUGUUCAACGUGCAGGUCGACACGGGCAGCGACCUGCUCUGGGUCGCCUGCCAGCCGUGCCUCAAAUGCGCCACGCGCUCGCAAGUCGCGCCGCUCAACCCGCCCUUCAACGCGUCGCUCUCCGUCACCAACCGUCUCCUCCCGUGCGCCACGCCCGCCUGCCCGCGCUACCACCUCUCCGACAACGUCCUCCGCGGCUGCCCCGCGCCGGCCGUCGCGGCGGCGGCCGGCGUGCCGGCCGGCACGUGCCUGUACAUGCUGCGGUACGCGGACGGCAGCGCGUCAGUGGGCGUGCUCAUGAAGGACGUGCUCCACCUGCCGUGGACCGCCAGUGAGCCGCUGCCAGGAGGAGGUGGGGGAGGUGGGGGAGGUGCAGCUGGCGCAGGGAUUGCUGGUGGUGAUAGCUCAGUGGGUGCGGUUGCGAGGGCGAGUGGUAACCAGGCGGCUGGCGAAAGUGGCGAGUUGAAUAUCGUGGAGCCGCGAAGGAUUAACCAGGAAGAACCGGGUCAGAGUGCGGCCUCGCCGGGUGGCGGCGGCGGCGACGGGGCUGCUCAUAGCGGGGAUGGAGCGCAGGGAAGCGGCGGCAACACCUCUGCUAACGGCACGAAGUACCGGCCGGUCGUCACGUUCGGGUGCGGGUUCAACCAGUCCGGCAACCUGCUAGACGGCCCGCUGACAGUGGACGGCGUCCUGGGGCUCGGCCGCGGGGCGUCAUCGCUGCUGGCGCAGCUCGGCGCGCAGCACGCGCUCCCCCACGCGUUCGCGCACUGCUUGGGCGGGCCGGAGGGUGGGGGCGCGCUGUUCCUGGGGCGAGUUUCGUCCGCGAGCGCGCUGAGGGGCGUGCGGGGCGUGUGGCAGCAGACGGAGCUGUGGGAUAAACCAGACAGCACGCAGUACAUCAUCGGCCUGGCAGGCAUCGCCAUCGCCGGUGUGCCCCUCGCCUGGCAACCUGCCGCCCCUGCCGCCUCUGCUGCUGAUGCCACUGCUGCCAGAGAUGCCGCCAUUGCUGCUGCUGCUGCUGCUGCUGCUGCCACCCCCCAAACCAGCUCGUUCGCUGCUACAGCAGGCAAUGCUUCAGGCUCGGCAUCUGCAGGAGGCUCGGCAGCAGGUCUGGUGCCAUGCGUGUUGGACAGCGGCACGUCUCUCACAUACCUGCCGGACUCGCUCUACCAGGCGCUCACUGCCGCCUUGGUUCAAGCCAUCGACCUGCCGCUGCUGGCCUUUGCGCAGACGGAGGGCCACUUCUGCUACAACCUGGGCGACGGCAGGCUCCCCUGGCCCCGAGCGCGCUACCUGUUCCCCGACCUGACUCUCACGUUCGGCAACGGGGCUCGCAUGGUGCUGCCGCCCGAGAAUUACAUCCUGCUGCUCGCCACCACUGCUGGGUUUGAGGUGCCGUGCAUCGCGUGGCAGAGUGCGGGCUCCGACUCCUCCCUGGCCGUGCUGGGCGACCUCGCUCUGCGCAAUCUGCUGAUCGAGUUUGAUGUGGAGGCCAACAUCGUGCGUUGGCUGCCCUCCCAAUGCUCCCAGAUCCUGCACUCCCCAGGACAGAGGCCAGACCCAAUCGAUGCUGCCGCUGCUGCAGCCGAUGCAGCAGAGGCCUUUCCAGAGAGCUCCGAUUGGCUGGCCUCCCUCCUUCCUGGAAUGGGUGGGAACACCGGGACAAGCAACCCCAGUGCCAGUAUGCCCUCGCAAAACCCAGUGCUGCCAUUGAACCCCCAAGUUGUGGGCCCUGGCAGCACGGACCCCUCUUCGAAUCCCACCGCCACCGGUGGCAAUAAUAACAACCCCAAUGGAAAUGCUGGUGCGCUGAAUGUGCUGGGAGGCGCAUCUAGUGCAGGUGGAUCUGGUGCAUCGCCCUUUGGGCUUCCUGCCUCUGAUGCUGCCCUGUCAAGCACCUGUAGAGGAGCAUCUGUGCUGCUGCGUCUGCUGCUGGCAGUCGCCUGUGCUGCACUACUAGCCUUCUGAGGGUUGCUCAAUAAGAUGCUUUCUUUUGGUGAUUCUACACUUGCAUUGUACUAUAUUACUGUACGUGAACAAUGUUU